GCUUCUUUCCCUUCCCAAGAGUCCAAGGCCAACACUAGCCAAACAUCCUUCCGUGGCCAGUGCCUCCUCUUUUUUUCUUCUCUUUCUUUCCUCUCCUCUCUUUUCUCUCUCUCGACGCUCGCUCGCUCAUCUGCUGCUUCCGACACCUCUACCGUCUCUCGUUCAGGUAGUAGAAAGUCGCCAGUCGCCCGCCGUCGCCCGCCGCCCGUCGCCCCGUGUAGGAGCCGUUGCAAUCCAGCGGUCGCCUGCCUUUCGAGCUGCGUGCCGGCAUUCGAGACACGACGCCGUCUGGAUCCGUCGCGCCGAAACGACCCUCAAGGACGACACAUUACACUACGGUCGCUGAAGCAUAUCCAAUCAAUCAGUCAACCAAUCCAUCCAUAAUCUUUUUGGUUCCUUUCCAUCAAUCAAUCAAAGAAACCCAGUUUCGCUGAAAGGGGGGGACCCACGCACGAAUUAUUAGCGGCCUGUUUUCUUGCAUACCGCCACCAUCCCCAAGCCAACCUCCCUCUUCUCUGCGCCCCACAGCGCCGCCAAUCGCUCACCCUCGUUGGUCGGAUUCUGCUCCUGUUGUGCAUCAACAAUCAACAACACGCACGUUAUCCGGCACCUUUCUCUGCUCUUCAGCGCCCAACCCAAACCCAAAAAUCAUAGCUUGUCGAGUUUUUGCUCCUCUUGCGGUGGCCGGCCACUUCUUGGACAUUUGACACGACAAGACUCCCAUUUUUUGGGUCGACAACGCCACAUCCACUUCCCCGGCAACUGCUCCAUGAGCCUCUGAUACGGUGAGUUUUGCACCUGCAACGCCUGGUUGAAAUGUUGAUUUAGACCCUUCGGCUUUCCGAGUCCGGACACGACCGUGACAGUUUUGGCUAAUUGCCAGCAGACGACUUUGUUGCCCAAUAUGUCGGGAUAUCCCCAAGGCCAGGGAGGCCAGGGCCAAGGCCAAGGCGGCUACAACGGCCGCGAUGAGUACGAUGACGGCUACGGUCAAGGCGGUCACGGAGGCCAGCACGGCAAUGACGCCUACUAUCAAGACGACCAACAGUACUAUGACAACCAGCCAAAUAGCGGUCACGCCCAGGGCCGCGGCAAUCAGCAAGGCGAUGGCUACUAUGACGAAUCUGGUUACUACAACGCCGACCCCAACAACCCGUACCAGCAAGAUGGCGGCUACUACGACAACAACGACCAGUACCAGGACGAUUACUACAACAACGGCCAGAGAGGCAACAAUGGCUACUACGAUCAAGGGUACGGUCAAGGUGGCUACGGUGGCAAUGGUCAGGGUCCAAGGCAGGGCUCCGAAGACGAUUCGGAGACCUUCAGCGACUUCACGAUGAGGUCCGACAUGGCCAGAGCAGCCGACAUGGACUACUAUGGACGCGGUGAUGAGCAGUACAACAACGGCUACAACGAUGAGGGAGGCAACCGCGGGUACCGCCCACCAUCGUCGCAGAUCUCCUAUGGUGGCAACCGCUCCUCCGGCGCCUCUACGCCCAACUACGGAAUGGACUACAGCAAUGUUCUGCCCGCCGGUCAGCGCUCCAGGGAACCCUAUCCCGCCUGGACUUCGGAUGCCCAGAUUCCCCUCUCCAAGGAGGAGGUGGAGGACAUCUUUUUGGACUUGACGGCGAAAUUCGGUUUCCAGCGCGACAGCAUGCGCAACAUGUACGACCACUUGAUGACGCUUCUGGAUUCGCGCGCGUCCCGCAUGACGCCCAACCAGGCCCUGCUGUCUCUCCAUGCCGAUUACAUUGGUGGCGACAACGCCAACUACCGCAAGUGGUACUUUGCUGCCCAUCUUGACCUGGACGAUGCCGUCGGUUUCGCCAACAUGAAGGGCAAGAAGGCCAAGAAGAAGGCGAAGAAGGGCAAGGGCCCGGGCCCCGAAAACGAGGCCGAGGCUUUGGAAGAUCUCGAGGGCGAUGACUCGUUGGAGGCGGCCGAGUACCGCUGGAAGACGAGAAUGAACCGCAUGUCGCAGCACGAUCGGGUGAGGCAGCUCGCUCUGUUCUUGCUCUGCUGGGGCGAGGCCAACCAGGUCCGCUUCAUGGCGGAAUGUCUCUGCUUCAUCUUCAAGUGCGCCGACGAUUAUCUCAACUCGCCCGCCUGCCAAAACCUUGUUGAGCCGGUGGAGGAGUUCACCUUCCUGAACAACGUGAUCACGCCUCUGUAUCAGUACUGCAGAGACCAGGGCUACGAAAUUUCCAACGGUGUCUAUGUCCGUCGCGAGCGCGACCAUGAGCAGAUCAUCGGCUAUGAUGAUUGCAACCAGCUCUUCUGGUACCCCGAGGGCAUUGAGCGUAUCGUGCUCGAGGACAAGACCAAGCUCGUCGACGUUCCUCCCGCGGAACGUUACCUCAAGCUCAAGGAUGUCAACUGGAAGAAGUGCUUCUUCAAGACCUACAAGGAAACGCGUUCCUGGUUCCAUCUUCUCGUCAACUUCAACCGCAUCUGGAUUAUUCACCUGACCAUGUUCUGGUUCUACACGGCCUACAACUCCCCCACGCUCAUCACCGUCAAGUACGAACAAGAAGUCAACCAGUGGCCCGAGAAGGCUGCCCAUUGGUCCAUCGUCGGGUUCGGUGGUGCCAUCGCUUCCGGUAUCCAAGUGGCCGCCACCAUCACGGAAUGGGCCUACGUUCCAAGGAAGUGGGCGGGCGCGCAGCACUUGACCAAAAAGUUGAUGUUCCUCAUUCUGGUCUUCAUCCUCAACGUCGCUCCCGGCGUUUACGUCUUCAUGCCCGAGAAGGACGACAAGGCCUAUAUCGAGAAGCAGCGCACUACUCUCGCGCUGGCCCUCGGUAUCGCCCACUUCUUCAUUGCUCUCAUCACGUUCAUCUUCUUCUCCAUCAUGCCGCUCGGUGGUCUGUUUGGAAGCUACCUGACCAAGAACUCGAGGCGGUACGUGGCCAGUCAGACCUUUACUGCCAGCUGGCCGCGUCUCAAGGGCAAGGCCAUCGCCAUGUCUUACGGCCUCUGGCUUAUCGUGUUUGGCGCCAAGUUUGGAGAGUCUUAUGCCUACCUCACCCUCUCCAUCAAGGACCCUAUUCGGUAUCUGCACAUCAUGGACACGUCGUCCUGCAUGGGUGACUUUUUCCUGAGCAACAUGAUCUGCCAACAUCAGCCCAAGAUCACGCUCGGACUUUUGCUCAUCACGGAUUUGAUCUUCUUCUUCCUCGACACGUACCUGUGGUAUGUGCUCUUGAACACGGUGUUCUCGAUCGCCCGGUCCUUCUACCUCGGUUCUUCCAUCUGGACUCCCUGGAGAAACAUCUUCUCUCGUCUCCCGAAGCGUAUCUACUCCAAGGUCCUGGCAACCACCGACAUGGAGAUCAAGUACAAGCCCAAGGUCCUGAUUUCUCAGAUUUGGAAUGCCAUCAUCAUUUCCAUGUAUCGCGAGCACCUCCUGGCCAUUGACCAUGUCCAGAAGCUCCUCUACCACCAGGUUCCUUCGGAGCAGGAGGGCAAGAGGACGCUGCGUGCUCCCACCUUCUUCGUCUCGCAGGAAGAUCACUCUUUCAAGACCGAGUUCUUCCCCGCCUACAGCGAGGCCGAGCGCAGAAUCUCCUUCUUCGCCCAGUCGCUCUCGACGCCCAUCCCUGAGCCCUUGCCCGUUGACAACAUGCCCACCUUCACCGUCAUGAUUCCUCACUACAGCGAAAAGAUUCUCCUCUCCCUGAGAGAAAUCAUUCGUGAAGACGAGCCUUACUCUCGUGUCACCCUUCUCGAGUACCUCAAGCAGCUUCACCCUCACGAGUGGGACUGCUUCGUCAAGGACACCAAGAUUCUGGCCGAUGAGACCUCGCAGUUCAACGGCGAGGAUGAGAAGACGGAAGGCAAGGACACGGCCAAGAGCAAGAUUGAUGAUCUUCCCUUCUACUGCAUUGGUUUCAAGUCAUCGGCCCCCGAAUACACGCUUCGCACACGUAUUUGGGCCUCGCUCCGUUUCCAGACCCUGUACCGUACUGUCUCCGGCUUCAUGAACUACGCCCGCGCCAUCAAGCUGCUCUAUCGCGUCGAGAACCCCGAGGUUGUCCAGAUGUUUGGCGGCAACUCCGACAAGCUGGAGCGCGAGCUUGAGCGCAUGGCCCGUCGCAAGUUCAAGCUCUGCAUCUCCAUGCAGCGAUUCGCCAAGUUCAAGAAGGAAGAGAUGGAAAAUGCCGAGUUCUUGCUCCGUGCCUACCCCGACCUCCAGAUUGCCUACCUCGACGAGGAGCCUCCCCUUAACGAGGGCGAGGAGCCCCGCCUCUACUCUGCCCUGAUUGAUGGUCACUCUGAGAUCAUGGAGAACGGUCAGCGUCGCCCCAAGUUCCGCAUUCAGCUCUCUGGCAACCCCAUUCUUGGCGACGGCAAAUCCGACAACCAGAACCACGCCAUCAUCUUCUACCGCGGCGAGUACAUCCAGCUCAUCGACGCCAACCAGGACAACUACCUCGAGGAGUGCCUCAAGAUCCGUAGCGUUCUUGCCGAGUUCGAGGAGAUGAAGACGGACAACGUUUCCCCCUACACUCCCGGUGUCAAGAACGCGGUCCACACUCCUGUUGCCAUCUUGGGUGCUCGUGAAUACAUCUUCUCGGAGAACAUUGGGAUCCUUGGUGACGUUGCUGCCGGGAAGGAGCAGACGUUCGGCACCCUCUUUGCCAGAACACUGGCCGAGAUCGGUGGCAAGCUUCAUUACGGUCAUCCCGACUUCCUCAACGGCAUCUUCAUGACGACUCGCGGCGGUGUGUCCAAGGCUCAAAAGGGCCUGCACUUGAACGAAGACAUUUACGCCGGCAUGAACGCCCUGCUGCGUGGUGGCCGCAUCAAGCACUGCGAAUACUACCAGUGCGGCAAGGGUCGUGAUUUGGGUUUCGGCUCCAUUCUCAACUUCACGACCAAGAUCGGAACGGGCAUGGGUGAGCAGUUCUUGUCCCGCGAGUACUACUACCUCGGAACCCAGCUGCCGUUGGAUCGCUUCUUGUCCUUCUACUACGCCCAUCCUGGUUUCCACGUCAACAACAUGUUUAUCAUGCUUUCGGUCCAGCUUUUCAUGAUCUCGCUCCUGCAGAUCGGUGCCCUUCGAAAGGAGACUAUCCGCUGCGACUACAACCGCGACGUUCCCAUCACGGAUCCUCUGUUGCCCACGGGCUGUGCCAACACGGACGCGCUGGUCGACUGGGUCUACCGCAGUAUUCUGUCGAUUUUCUUCGUCUUCUUCCUCUCGUUCGUGCCCCUGUUUGUUCAGGAGAUGAUGGAACGCGGUGUGCUGCGCGCCGCCACGCGCUUCGCCAAGCACAUCGGCUCCCUCUCGCCCUUCUUUGAAGUGUUUGUCUGCCAGAUCUACGCCAACUCUGUGCAGAUGGAUGUCACUUUCGGAGGUGCUCGCUACAUCGGUACCGGUCGCGGUUUCGCAACGGCUCGCAUCCCCUUCGGUGUGCUCUACUCGCGCUUCGCCGGUCCUUCGAUCUAUUUCGGAGCCCGUCUGCUGAUGAUGUUGUUGUUCGCCACCAUCACCGUCUGGACCCCCGCCAUCAUUUACUUCUGGAUUUCGCUGCUGGCCUUGGUCAUCUCCCCCUUCCUGUACAACCCCCACCAGUUCGCCUGGACCGAUUUCUUCAUCGAUUACCGCGACUACCUCCGCUGGCUGUCUCGUGGCAACUCGCGCUCGCACGCCUCGUCUUGGAUUUCGUUCUGCCGCCUGUCCAGAACAAGAACCACGGGUUACAAGCGCAAGGUUAUCGGCGACCCAUCUGCCAAGAUGUCGGGAGAUGUCCCUCGUGCUGCCUUCACCAAUAUGAUGUGGGCCGAGAUCUUCACACCUUUCUGCCUGGUUCUUGUUACGCUCAUCCCCUAUCUCUACAUCAACUCCCUGACCGGUGUUGGUGGUGAGUUUGGUACCAAGGAGGUGGACGAUCCCGCGGCCGUUGUCAUGCGUAUCGCUAUUGUCGCCUUUGCCCCCAUCGGUCUCAACCUUGCCGUCCUGGCCGCCAUGUUCGGCAUGGCGUGCUGCAUGGGUCCGGUUCUGAGCAUGUGCUGCAAGAAGUUUGGCUCGGUCCUCGCCGCCAUCGCCCACGCCGUCGCUGUUAUUGGCCUUCUUGUGUUUUUCGAGGUCAUGUUCUUCUUGCAGCGUGCCGACUUUGCCAGGACGCUCCUGGGCAUGAUUGCUGUCCUCGCUCUCCAGCGCUUCAUCCUGAAGGUCAUCGUCACUCUGUGCUUGACCAGAGAAAUGAAGACGGAUGCCGCCAACAUCGCUUUCUGGACCGGCAAGUGGUACUCUCUCGGCUGGCACACCGUUUCUCAGCCCGCCCGUGAAUUCCUGUGCAAGAUCACCGAGCUGAGCAUGUUCGCGGCCGACUUUGUCCUCGGUCAUGUCAUCCUCUUCCUCAUGCUCCCUGUCAUUCUCAUUCCUCAGGUUGACAAGCUGCACUCCAUGAUGCUCUUCUGGCUCCGCCCAAGUCGUCAAAUCCGGCCUCCGAUUUACUCGAUGAAGCAGACCAAGUUGAGGAGGAGACGCGUCCUGCGUUACUCGAUCCUCUACUUCACCAUGUUCAUCUUGUUUGCCGCCUUGAUCGCCGGCCCGCUCGUUGCUGGCAAGUUCAUCAUGCCGACUCUGGAAUCGACGUUGAAGUUUGGCGACAUGGUGUUGUUGCAGCCUGAUGUGAAUCAGGACAACACCCGCAACAGCACCAUGACCGGUACCGGUCGCCCGAGCUACAGUGGUGCCUAUACCCCAACGACAGUUGCGGCGAAAAGACCGGCCGAGACUGCGGGCACCAACGACAGACUCUUUUAAGCAAAGCAAAGCGCCAGCUUGGUCAGCCUCGCGCGAGGCCACGACUUUGUACAAUUUUUAAUAGUAGCCAUAUGGGAUUUUGUCGGACCUCUCUUUGGCCAAGCAAAAGAAUAGGGAGAUGGGGAGUGGUCCCGGGGAGUUUUUGUCAUGAAAAGAAAUGUUGUAUUCUUGGAACUCGACAGCAAACCUCUGGCAGCAUGAGCAUCAUUUCAUUUUGAUUUUUUUGUCUCUCUCUCUCUCUUUUUGUUUUUUUUUGUUGAUUUUUUGAUUUUGGGGUUGGCGGAAGGCAUUGGUAUCACAUACACACAAGUGGGCUUUUUUAUUAUUAUCCUAGACGCUUAGCUCAAUUUCCCUGUCUCUGCUGCUUUUUGUUAUGUGGUCUUCUGAAAGUUGCUUAAUGCGGAUUAAUGGCAUUGUUGGGUUGCGUUGUUGCAUAUUUGCCCAAGUACCUUUGAAGCAUUGCGUGUUUUUCAAGAUGAUUGCUUGUGUGUGUUGUCGUCGAUGUGCCACUGCGUAAUGUAAUGGGUUCAAUAAAGAUGGAUGGCUACGAGCCACUGAGCAAAGAGGGCAUGAUUAUUAAUGAGUUCUUGAAUGUAUGAUUGAGAGGAGGGUACCUAAUGGAAAUAUCUUGGUUGCCCCUGA
Molecule: messenger RNA, 7423 nt
Organism: Podospora bellae-mahoneyi
Lineage: Eukaryota; Fungi; Ascomycota; Sordariomycetes; Sordariales; Podosporaceae
Gene: FKS1
Product: 1,3-beta-D-glucan synthase
Exons: 3
Coding region: 905-6781 (1958 amino acids)
Biological process (GO): fungal-type cell wall polysaccharide biosynthetic process; (1->3)-beta-D-glucan biosynthetic process
Cellular component (GO): plasma membrane; 1,3-beta-D-glucan synthase complex
Molecular function (GO): 1,3-beta-D-glucan synthase activity
Source: RefSeq, a predicted model, not a curated record